AUGCCUGUGGAUCAGAUGCUCCACCUGAGAAUCGCUGAGUGCCCAGUGAACAAAAUUGCGGUGAUCACCCCGCCGGAUGAGGCCGACUUAAACCUUGAAAGUAAAGGUACAAGAAAUGUCGCUUCUCCCGACCUCACCCUUCUUGGUCGCAUAUAUCGACUGACACCAAAACCCACAAUCGUGCUUGAUGGCUCGUUGCGAAUCAUCGAAGUGUCCAAUAGCCAUGUGGAAAUAUUCGAACGGUCACGAGAUCAACUGUUGACCUCCAAUGUUUACGACCUUCCCGCCUCUGUCCUUUCAGCCCCCGACAUCCCGUCCUUGAGUGGCGCCUUGGGCGCCGCCAUAUCAACUCGCCAGGUGCAGGCCACCAAUCGCGUUUAUGUCGCCAAAUGCAACGCCUUUUAUUCUCUUAACGUGACCCCGAUCUUUGAAGAUGACGCCCUCCUGUAUGUGCUUUUGGAAGCCGAGCGCACUGCCCAAAAGCCGCCUGCCGACGAGCCGCGCAAUCUAAACCAAGCCUACAAAAUACUAGUCGAUACCGUGAAGGACUAUGCCAUCUUUAUGCUCGAUACUCGAGGCCACAUCGUGACGUGGAACUCGGGCGCUGCUAUCCUCAAGGGCUACACCGCCUCUGAAAUCAUCGGUCAGCAUUUCUCCGUUUUUUACGGUCGCGAAGAUCGUGAAAUCAAAAAGCCCGCCCGGGAAUUGGAGGUCUGCAUACGCGAGGGGAAGGUCGAGGACGACGGUUGGCGCUACCGGAAAGAUGGCUCGCGGUUCUGGGCCAACGUGAUGAUCACCGCAAUAUUCCAGAAUGGGACUCUGGUGGGAUUCGUGAAAGUGACGCGUGAUUUGACAGAGCGUCGGGCCACAGAAUCGCGUUUGAUUGGUGCAUUUGAAGAAUCGGUCCGAUUGAAGUCUGCUUUCCUAGCCAACAUGUCACACGAGCUACGCACUCCAAUGAACGGAAUGUUCUUGGCUUUGACCAUGCUGCUCAAGACCGAGCUGACUGCUGAGCAGCGGGAGUUUGCUUGUAUUCUGGAAGAUUCGACCUCAAUACUGCUGCAGGUCAUCAACGAUGUACUGGACUACUCGAAACUAUCAUCGGAAACCUUCCCUCUAACAACCGAAGUGCUCAACAUCAACAGCGUGAUCACAGCGGUGAUUCGCAACUGCCAAGGGACGCUGAAGCCCGGUGUUAAACUUACGUCUGCCGUAAGUAAGGGGUUCCCCCAAUCCGUCAAAGGAGACCCCCUGCGAUUCCGCCAAGUGUUGCAAAAUCUGGUCAGCAAUGCAGUCAAAUUCACUGAAAAAGGCCACAUCCGAAUCAACGCGAACUACGUGAUCGACCGGAAAGAACCUGAUGUAUAUCAGAUCACCAUUGAGGUGGUGGACACAGGUAUAGGAGUACCCGAAGAUGCCGAGAGUACUCUUUUUACUCCUUUCACACGAUUCGUAGACACAGCAACUAAGAGAUACCAAGGGACUGGCCUCGGUCUAUCCAUCUGCAAAAGCUUGGCCGAAUUGAUGGAUGGAGCAGUGGGAUUCCACGCCAACCCAGACGGGCCAGGAAGUGUGUUCUGGAUGAGCGCCAAACUGGCGCGUGUUACCUCGCCAGUCUCGGCAGCGAGAACGAGUCUGCCCUCGAUAAGACCCACUACACUUGACCAAACUGGUCCGCUCAAAACUAUCGCUCCACACAAGUACGUCCUUCUUGUCGAAGACAACAAUGUCAAUCAAACCAUCAUGAUGAAACUCCUCGGUAGUCUUGGCUUCCAGCGAGUCGACGCCGCCUGGGAUGGUGCAGAAGCAGUGCGCAUGGUCAAACAAAAGCCACUCGCAUAUAGUGUGAUCUUGAUGGACAUCAACAUGCCGGUCAUGGAUGGCCUCACAGCUACGGAGCACAUUCGACGAAUCAAUCUUGAUGUACCCAUUCUCGCCUUGACGGGCAACGCUUUGAAGGGAGAUGCAGAAACGUAUCUAUCUCGGGGCAUGAAUGAUUACAUCGCCAAGCCCUUGCAUCGACAGCAGCUGGUUGAUCUCUUGUGGAAAUGGUGCGGAUCUUGA
Molecule: messenger RNA, 2064 nt
Organism: Penicillium brevicompactum
Lineage: Eukaryota; Fungi; Ascomycota; Eurotiomycetes; Eurotiales; Aspergillaceae
Gene: fos-1
Product: sensor histidine kinase/response regulator Fos-1/TcsA
Exons: 2
Coding region: 1-2064 (687 amino acids)
Biological process (GO): phosphorelay signal transduction system; phosphorylation
Molecular function (GO): phosphorelay sensor kinase activity
Source: RefSeq, a predicted model, not a curated record